GACCCUGAGCCGAGAUGACACAGUCUCUGGUUUGUCCGCACACCGUGAGCCGGGUGAGCUCGGUGCUGAAUCGCAACACUCGGCAGUUUGGCAAGAAGCACCUUUUCGACCAGGAGGAGGAGACAUGCUGGAACUCAGACCAGGGACCUUCCCAGUGGGUGUGGCUGGAGUUUCCGCAGCGCAUCCGCGUCUCUCAGCUGCAGAUCCAGUUCCAGGGAGGCUUCUCCUGUCGCCGGGGCCUCCUGGAAGGGUCACAGCGGGGUGCCUCCCUCCACAAGAUUCUGAACUUCUAUCCUGAGGACAACAACUCGCUCCAGACCUUCCCCGUGCCCACGGCUGAGGUGGACCAGCUGAAGGUGACCUUUGAGGACACCAGUGACCUUUUUGGCCGUGUGGUCAUCUAUCACCUGCGGGUGCUGGGGGAGAAGAAGGCAUCGUAAUGCGGGCACC
This is a messenger RNA of Dipodomys ordii (Ord's kangaroo rat), 450 nucleotides long. RefSeq names its product nuclear receptor 2C2-associated protein (gene Nr2c2ap). The record is from RefSeq and is a predicted model, not a curated record. Lineage: Eukaryota; Metazoa; Chordata; Mammalia; Rodentia; Heteromyidae. The coding region runs from base 15 to 440 and encodes 141 amino acids. The transcript has 5 exons.